CCUUCACUUAGCCAUCACCACAACAAAAACACUCAAAAAAUGAAUAGCCAGACUUUCUUCCAAAACUGUUGCUGAUAAAAAAUAAUUAUCAGUUUGUACACACAACACGAGCCUUAAGAUUUGUUUAAUCAUAUUUCAUUGAUUUCUUAAAUAAAUUAAAACUGUGUUUAUUUGUGACAGUUUUGUGACAGCUCCGAUUAAACUUUGUAAAUCAUCACAACUUUCAGAAACACAUCGAAAUCAUGCUGUCUCUACGCCAGGUUUCUUUUAAAGGGCACAAUUUUGUCAAGGAGUUGAGGUUAUGUCACUCCCGAAAUGUUUCAAACAAACCCAAAACCGGAGUUGUUUUAUUAAACAUGGGUGGCCCCCAGAAAAUCGAGCAAGUCCACGAUUACUUGAACCAAAUAAUGACAGAUCGCGACAUGAUUCAACUGCCUUUUGCGCAAGACUAUUUGGGGCCUUGGAUUGCUAAACGACGGACACCAGAAGUGCAGAAAAAGUACCAAGAGAUUGGGGGCGGCUCACCUAUUUUAAAAUGGACAAAUACACAAGGGGAAUUAUUGUGUAAGAGGUUGGAUCAUGUGUCGCCCAAUUCAGCCCCUCACAAGCACUACGUGGCGUUUAGAUACGUGCCUCCAUACACUAAAGAUGCAUUUGAAGAGUUAGAAAGAGAUAAGGUUGAACAUGCUGUUAUUUUUUCGCAAUAUCCGCAGUACAGUUGUGCCACAAGUGGAUCAAGUUUUAACGCAAUUUACACACAUUUUAAAAACAAAGAUUUGCCAAAUGGUUUGAGACUUAGUGUAAUUGACAGAUGGUCCACACAUCCAUUGUUAGUCAAAUGUUUUGCUGAUUUAAUUAGGAAAGAACUUGCACAAAUUAAUAAAGAGAAGCGAAAAGGUGUUAUAAUAUUGUUUUCGGCACAUUCCUUACCUCUCAAGACUGUAAAUCGUGGCGAUUCGUAUCCAAGUGAGGUGGGGGCCACUGUUCAGUUGGUGAUGGAUGAACUGGGGUAUUGUAACCCUUAUCAGUUAGUAUGGCAAUCAAAAGUGGGGCCACUGCCAUGGUUAGGCCCUUUCACUGAUGAGGCUAUCAAGGAUUAUGUAAAGAAGGGAAAGAAAAGUUUUGUUAUUGUCCCAAUUGCUUUCGUUAAUGAACAUAUUGAAACUCUGCAUGAACUUGACAUAGAGUAUUGUAAAGAGUUAGCAGAGGAGGUUGGAGUUGAAGAAAUCAGACGAGUACCAGCACCAAAUGAUCAUCCUUUAUUUAUUGAAGCCUUGACCAGUAUUGUGCAUAACCACCUACAAAAUAAAGUUGGGGUUGGGGAGAAAUUCUUAAAUAGGUGCCCACAUUGUACCAACCCGAAUUGUUAUCACAGUAAAAAAUGGUUUUCUGAAGUGUGCAAUUAAAUAAAUUGAUGUUUUCGUA
Molecule: messenger RNA, 1425 nt
Organism: Tribolium madens (black flour beetle)
Lineage: Eukaryota; Metazoa; Arthropoda; Insecta; Coleoptera; Tenebrionidae
Product: ferrochelatase, mitochondrial
Exons: 7
Coding region: 243-1406 (387 amino acids)
Biological process (GO): heme biosynthetic process
Molecular function (GO): protoporphyrin ferrochelatase activity
Source: RefSeq, a predicted model, not a curated record